Messenger RNA from Papilio xuthus (Asian swallowtail), 839 nucleotides. RefSeq lists its product as uncharacterized. Lineage: Eukaryota; Metazoa; Arthropoda; Insecta; Lepidoptera; Papilionidae. Bases 45 to 806 code for a protein of 253 amino acids. The record is from RefSeq and is a predicted model, not a curated record. The transcript has 7 exons.
GAACUGCGAGCAGUUAUUCCGCAACUGUCGACAACUAACUCAGAAUGAAAUUGUUGAUAUUGUUAACACUAUGCGCGCUCGCCGCGGCAUUACCGAAGUCACGAAAAGAAGUUCAUUAUGAGUCGCUGUCUGAGUUGUCAACUAGUGAACGAAACUUUUUGAUCAACUUGCUCAUUCGUCAGCUGAUCGAAUAUGUUCGUAAUGUGAUUAAGAACGGCUCUGACUUGUUCGGCCUGCCGCCCCUGGAUCCCCUCGAUUUGGAAAGUUUCCGUCUGCAAAUACCAGCUGGGAUAGCCAAUUUAGAUCUCGAUCUUCAAAAGAUCUUCAUGACCGGCCUGGGUGGUUUCGUGGUACACAAGAGCGAACUUAUCUUGCGAGAUCUUAGCUUUGAAAUCGAUUUAUCCGUGCCUAAACUGGAUAUAAGUACCGAAAUCUACGAUUUCACCGGCGAUUUAUUUGAUGCAAUCCCGCUUUAUGGCAAGGGGAAUGCCGCAUUCCAGAUAGAAGAAUUUCGUUUACGGGCAAAAAUCUACCUUAAACAAUCGGACAACGAAAAAUCUAUUAUCAUUGACAGAAUCGAAAAUGCAACUUUUGAACUUCCAUCUUUUAAGUCAAAUGUCGCUGGAGCUAUCGGAGGUGGUGACAUCGACGUUAUAGUGAAUGCAGUGAUCCAGGAGGUCGUCGUCGAUUACAUCAACCGUUUCCGAGGAGCCAUCUCCAACUUUGGUUCAGAAUUUGUUGUCGAUAUCGCCAACCCCUACCUCAACCAGCUAGAUACUUGGAGGUUUAUCGAGAGACUGCUUUAAUUGUACUUUUAAAUAAAAAUAUUUUUUUGUUGA